Messenger RNA from Cajanus cajan (pigeon pea), 2142 nucleotides. RefSeq names its product tonoplast dicarboxylate transporter. Gene Ontology annotation, molecular function: transmembrane transporter activity. Gene Ontology annotation, cellular component: plasma membrane. The record is from RefSeq and is a predicted model, not a curated record. Gene Ontology annotation, biological process: transmembrane transport. Lineage: Eukaryota; Viridiplantae; Streptophyta; Magnoliopsida; Fabales; Fabaceae.
AGUUCUGAAAAUUCAAUAAUAAAAGCCCCAACGCUUAACCUUCAUUUCUGCCAAACAAAACCUUGCUGGGUAAACUCAUUCGGUACGACAGUUAUUCCUUCUUCUCUCCAAGAUGAUCGGAGAACACAAGCCAUCCCAUGUUUCCGAUGACCCCAAGGCACCACUUCUCCCCGUUCACGAGCCGUUUGAAAGCAGCGUCUCCUUCAGCUUAAAAUCCCUUCUCACACUGAAAAACUUUUAUGUGAUUCUGGGACCUUUGUUGUCCAUUUUCAUAUGCCUCUUCGUGAAGCUGGACGCUCCACCCACAAGCCAGAAAAUGCUCGGCGUCAUUGCUUGGGUUUUCGCUUGGUGGGUAACCCAGGCCGUGCCACUUCCCGUUACCUCCAUGUGCCCCUUGUUCCUCUUCCCUCUCUUCGGGAUCGCUUCAGCUGAUAGCGUCGCCCACUCUUACAUGGAUGACGUCAUCACGCUCGUUCUGGGAAGCUUCAUUCUCGCUCUCGCCGUCGAACGCUACAACGUCCAUCGCAGAUUGGCCUUGAAUGUAACAUUGCUGUUUUGUGGCGACCCGGUGAAUCCAGCGCUGCUACUAUUGGGGCUAUGCGCCACGAUAUUCUUCGUGAGCAUGUGGCUGCACAACGUGGCAACGGCGGUGAUGAUGAUGCCGGUGGCGACGGGGAUCGGGCAGCGGCUGCCGGCGGCGCACGAGCAGUCGGAGGCGAUAAACAAGUUCUGCCGGGCGGUGAUUCUGACGGUGGUGUACGCAACGCCGAUUGGGGGAAUAAGCACUCUGACGGGAACCGGCGUGAACCUGAUAAUAAUUGGGAUGUGGAAGAGCCUCUUCCCUGAGGCAAAGCCAAUCAGCUUCAACACGUGGUUCUUCUGGGGUUUCCCUGUGGCGGUUCUCAUCCUCAUUUGCUUUUGGUCCAUACUUUGCCUCCUCUACGUGCCCAAAGGCUCUGCUCGUGCUUUGUCUGCUUACUUGGACAAGACUCACUUGAAAAGGGACCUCGAAGCGCUUGGUCCCAUGGCUUUUGCUGAGAAGAUGGUGUUGUCUGUGUUUGGGUUGCUGAUCGUGCUGUGGAUGACAAGAAGAAUCACAGAUGACAUUCCUGGAUGGGGAUCAUUAUUCCAUGGCCUUGUUGGUGAUGGAAGUGUCAGUGUUAUGGUGGCUGUUUUAUUGUUCAUAAUCCCAAACAUGAAGCAAGAGGGGGAGAAACUAAUGAGCUGGAAUGACUGCAAAAAAUUACCUUGGAACCUCAUUCUGCUCCUAGGAGCUGGUUUUGCCAUUGCUGAUGGAGUACAAUCGAGUGGCCUUGCAGAUGUGCUAUCAAGAGCCUUAGAUUUCUUGGAAGGUGCCCCAUACCUGCUCAUUGUUCCUGCUGUUAGUCUAAUAUGCAGCAUUAUCACUGAGUUCAUCACCUCCAAUGAUGCUACUGCCACCCUUCUUGUACCACUUCUGUAUCACAUAGCCAGAACUAUGCACGUGCACCCUCUUCUUCUUAUGGUUCCUGGAGGAAUUGCAACCGAGUUUGCCUUUUGGCUUCCAACUUCAACACCAUCAAAUGUAGUUGGAUUUGCCACUGGACACAUAGAAAUUAAAGACAUGCUCAAAAUUGGUGUGCCGCUCAAGGUUGUUGGGAUUGUUGUCUUGUCUCUUCUCAUGCCAUCACUAGGAACUAUUGUUUUUGGAGCAAAUAGCAGUUAAGUGACAUUUACAAGGAAAACUCUUUCCAAAUUUCACUUUGCUUUAUAAAUUUUGGGUGGCUUUAUUAUUAUUCACGGAAUCUCGUUGGUCCGGGAGAUCAUGAACGAGAUGUGCAAGGGGGUCUUGUGCUAUAUUUUGGCAAUUAGGAAUACCCGGUGCAGAUAUCAACAGGGCAAAGGAGAAGGGAGAGAAACAUCUUCAAUUCUCCAUCUCUUUCUUUUAUUUCGUAUUUUUUUUGUUAAUUUGUUUAUAUUUUUUUACAGGCUUAUAUUAUUAUAAAUAUAGGGAUAGGAAGAAUUUCCAGCCAUUGUAAAAAUAAUAUCAGUAAUAGAAAUAGGGAAUUGAUUUGGUUAUUGUGUAAACUGCAUUUUGUUGAUGCGGGAGUGUUGGAUUUUCUGUUGAUAUGCUUACAUUUUAAUUUCUUGGCUGUUAGUUGA